Molecule: messenger RNA, 2503 nt
Organism: Drosophila gunungcola (fruit fly)
Lineage: Eukaryota; Metazoa; Arthropoda; Insecta; Diptera; Drosophilidae
Exons: 4
Coding region: 139-987 (282 amino acids)
Source: RefSeq, a predicted model, not a curated record
GACACGUUUCAAAAUACCGCCACCGCAUCUAUUGUUUGACGUGAAUCGAUAGUAUCGAUAGCGCAUCAAGCUCUCCUUUAGAAACAAGUGCCGUUUCUAAACGCGCUCAAAGUUUCAACAAUUUUUGGUUUUUUUGCAAUGGAUUUUGUAUGUUGCCGCUGCGGGGCGGCUCCAAAUAGUGUUCCUUAUUGCGUUGGUGCUUCCGACUACGAGUUCCAUUGCUUUUGUUGCUCCAAAUCUCCGCCUAAACGCUGCAUCAAGUGCAAUAUCCUAGGAGAUUUGCACAAUCUGACCGAUCUCAACAAGAAGCACAAGAAAUGCUUCAAUGGUGCUCCGCACGUCUUCGUUUUCUCUCAGCCAUGGCCGCCGUUUCCAACCAAAGCGGAUUCGGAUGAGGAUGCGGUCGACCCAACGCCACCUGCAUCGCUACACUCCGAGCUGGUGAUCUCCAGCCCCAGGACUCUGUGCGAGCAGGAAUCGGGAGAGCUACUUGAGCUGGUGGACGUUGCGCCAGAGACGAUCGAAAGGAAUGACAAUGAGGACCAGGAUAAGGAAGUCGACGGGAAUGCCGAUACCGAUACAAAGCCUUUUAUCGCUGAGCGCUGGGUGACUACUAAGGAGAUCACCACUUGGCGGCAAUGUCCCCGUUGCCAAAGACUACGCAAAACAUCUGCCGGCUGGGUGAAGCACGCCCAGAAGUGCGCGCAAAACCCCAGAUAUGAUAAGCCCAAAUUCUUUAUCUACGUACACACAAAGGGCUGGUGCAAUGAAUUGAUUCAGGACUUCCUGUGGGAGAGGCACAGCAAUCCGACCAACGGAUCCUGUCACAUCUGCCGAGCGUUCCGGCUUCAGGAAAAACCCUUGCCCUUUAUGCCGCCUUCGCCUCCCAGGCCAAAUGAGUUGGAGCUUGCUAGGGAAAGGCGCCGCACCUACAGAAGGAGUAUGAAGAAGCGCCAGGAGCAGGAGCUCCUUUCGAAAAGGGUUUAAAGCUUUUAUUUCAGUAAGUAAAAGUGCGCAGGAGCCUUGACCCGUACCUGUUGGAUACAGGAACAGGGAUUUGUUAUGAUUUUUAUGAAUUAUUUUUAAACAUAGCGCCUUAAAUAAGCAGAAAUACCUAUGAAUACUUAAGAACUGUCAUAUGCCACCCAAAAUUUAAACCAGAUGAUGGAUAUAACAUAUUAUUAUUUAAAUUAUAACGAGGUUAAAAAAUAUUAUAUAUGAAAAAAUUGAAAAAAAUAGUUUAUUAUUAAUAACAUUACAUUAGGGUGCUUAUCCCACUUAACGUUCUACGAAAAUAAAAGACGUAACGUUUUAUUUAAGUAAAUAACAAGGAGUCUGGAUAAACCAUUUUAUCUUGAAGCCAAAAUGUAAUUUUUGUAUUUGAUGAAAAAAAAAACUUAAACCCAACACUCGAACAAAAUAAUGGAUGCAACUAUUAAUUUAAAUUAUUUAGAACGAAGCUGUAAUAAAGUAUGCAAACAUUUUUCCAUAUUUGUUACUUUUCACUCAACGUUCAAAGAAAUUAAUGGACACAACUUUUUUUAUUUUUUAUAAAUAACACAGAAUAUGUAUAAAGUAGUUAAGCUCUUAGCCGAACACACUUAUUGUUUAUGUAUUUUGAGUAAAACUAUUAUAAAUAAAGUAAAGUAACGUAACAAAACACGAGUUGUAAACAGUUGAACAACUGAACUCAAGCUGCUUAUCGUUACACAUUUAAUAACAUCGUCAGUUAUUUGGUAUCGAUAGCUAUCGAUACUCCAACCUGUCCUUACAACAAAGCGUGGAUCGUUCAUAACGGAUUUAUUCACUCUUCUCAGUCGUCAAGUUUAAAGCUAGUUUUGAUUGCCACGGAUAGGGCGUGGGUGCUUAACCAAACAGCUUUCCCUAUUGCGUCACAGAAGUCGCUUACUGGUUCUACUGCUCUUGCUGCAACAAGCCGCCGCCGCAGCACGGAAAAUUCUGGACCCCGGUGCGUCCUACCUUUUGAUAUCAAGUCACAGGACCCAGAAUGUGAUCUUCCUGGACAUGAGGAGGUCCAUACCGAGCAGGUGUAUUGGGUGACCGCUCGAGAGAUCCGGUUGUGGACGUUUUGCUUGCGUUGCAAGAAAUCGCACAUCACAAGUCUCGCCCAGGACCCCUCGCACAGAGACCCAAGCUCUGCAUCUAUACCACCACGAAGGGGCUGGUCAGGGCUCCGCAUCGCGGCGUGAGGGAAAUUCCUUGCCCUUCCCGUACCGCCCCCCAGGGCCCAUUGAGGCACAGCUUGCUAGAUCGAGGCUGACGGCCUGUCAAAAGCGGAAGUAGAAUAUCCAGGAAGCGUAUGAGCCAGCACAGUGCAGUAAGAGGAUCGUACUUCGCAAUGUGAAAGCAAACUGUCAUUUAUCGUCAAAGCUGAAAUUUAUAGACCAUAUUUCAUCAUUGUGAAACUACCAGAAAAGAUUAUGGACAUUGUUUAAUCUUCAAGUUAUUUUCAGAAACAAGUAAGUCACACAGUUGCACAAGG